Pongo pygmaeus (Bornean orangutan) is the source of this 938-nucleotide messenger RNA. RefSeq names its product immunoglobulin kappa light chain. Bases 29 to 736 code for a protein of 235 amino acids. NCBI's taxonomy places the organism in Eukaryota, Metazoa, Chordata, Mammalia, Primates, Hominidae. The transcript has 4 exons. The record is from RefSeq and is a predicted model, not a curated record.
ACUGCUCAGUUAGGACCCAGAGGGAACCAUGGAAGCCCCAGCACAGCUUCUCUUCCUCCUGCUGCUCUGGCUCCCAGAUACCACCGGAGAAAUAGUGAUGACGCAGUCUCCAGCCACCCUGUCUUUGUCUCCAAGGGAGAGAGCCACCAUCUCCUGCAGGGCUAGUCAGAGUGUUAGCAGCAACUUAGCCUGGUACCAGCAGAAACCUGGGCAGGCUCCCAGGCUCCUCAUCUAUGGUGCAUCCAACAGGGCCACUGGCAUCCCAGCCAGGUUCAGUGGCAGUGGGUCUGGGACAGACUUCACUCUCACCAUCAGCAGCCUAGAGCCUGAAGAUUUUGCAGUUUACUACUGUCAGCAGUAUAAUAACUGGCCUUCGUACAGUUUUGGCCAGGGGACCAAGCUGGAGAUCAAACGAACUGUGGCUGCACCAUCUGUCUUCAUCUUCCCGCCAUCUGAUGAGCAGCUGAAAUCUGGAACUGCCUCUGUUGUGUGCCUGUUGAAUAACUUCUAUCCCAGACAGGUCAAUGUAAAGUGGAAGGUGGAUAACGUCGAACAAUCGGGUAACUUCCAGGAGAGUGCCACAGAGCAGGACAGCAAGGACAGCACCUACAGCCUCAGCAGCACCCUGACGCUGAACAACGCAGAGUUCCAGAAACACAAAGUCUAUGCCUGCGAAGUCACCCAUCAGGGCCUGAGCUCGCCCGUCACCAAGAGCUUCAACAGGGGAGAGUGUUAGAGGGAGAAGUGCCCCAGGCCCCCACCUGUUCCUCAGUCCCAGCCUCACCACCUCCCAUCCUUUGGCCUCUGACCCUUUUUCCACAGGGGAUCUACCCCUAUUGCGGUCCUCCAGCUCAUCUUUCACCUCACCCCGCUCCUCCUCCUUGGCUUUAAUUAUGCUAAUGUUGGAGGAGAAUGAAUAAAUAAAGUGAAUCUUUGCA